AUGAAUAUAGGAAAGUCUUAGUAGACUGGAAAUGGCUAGGUCUUGAUGUAAUUUAUUUUGUUCUUGGUGAAUUAUCUGUAAAUUUAAUUUCUUUUAUCAAUCUAUGAGAUAACUUUAGAAGGAGAGGUAAUAGUGUAAAGCUAAAAGUAUAUAAAAGCUCCUUCAUCUAAUAUGGAAAUUAUAUAAUAAGGAUUAAGUUGCCAACAUUUCGGUCUACUAGGGGAUUAGCAAUCUUAAGAAUAAAGGGAAAAAUCAAACCUAAAUAAAUAUUUCCUGUAGUAAUCUUAAUAAAAAUUAUAAGAACUUUUUAAGAAGAAAUUGUAAGUUAUUAAAACAAUAUUUAGAGCAGCAAAAUGUUCUCAAUUAGCAGAUGCUUUAAAAAAUAGAUUAUAAAAUAAAUAUUAUGAAACUGUGGCACCUGGAAAAAAUUAUAAUUUGAUUUAAAGACUUUGA
This is a messenger RNA of Paramecium sonneborni, 453 nucleotides long. The record is from the annotation of a GenBank genome assembly. NCBI's taxonomy places the organism in Eukaryota, Ciliophora, Oligohymenophorea, Peniculida, Parameciidae.